Messenger RNA from Pan troglodytes (chimpanzee), 4003 nucleotides. RefSeq names its product microtubule associated serine/threonine kinase like (gene MASTL). The transcript is spliced from 11 exons. NCBI's taxonomy places the organism in Eukaryota, Metazoa, Chordata, Mammalia, Primates, Hominidae. Gene Ontology annotation, molecular function: protein serine/threonine kinase activity; ATP binding. Gene Ontology annotation, cellular component: nucleus. Bases 1327 to 3573 code for a protein of 748 amino acids. Gene Ontology annotation, biological process: intracellular signal transduction; peptidyl-serine phosphorylation. The record is from RefSeq and is a predicted model, not a curated record.
AGAACGCCGGACACUGAACAAUGCCGGACGGAUUCUCUAGCAGAAAUUCCACGCAAUCAGUUCGAUAAGCCAGGGUCUCUCUCUAUCACUGAGCUCACAUCCCGCCUCUGCCCUCAACAGCUUCAUCGUCAGCACUGAAGUCUCGGGCCCACUCUCAGCGUCGUCCCCUGAUCCACUCCUCAAUCCUGGGAUUCGCAUUGAGUACAUCACUUCAUUUCUAGGGUCCCUUCUGAGAAAUCGCUUCCACGAGCGCAAUUUGCAAACAGCCACGGGCAGGGCGGGAGGAAAAAAAAUGGGCUGAAUGCCUGGCUUACCUGGGGUUGCACCGUGCUCGACAAGGAAAACAUCUCCGGCGGGCCCUCAGCGACCUCACCCGCCUGCCGAAACUGUGCCCCUCUGUCCACGGCCCGGCGGGGAGGCGCUGAGCCCUUCUUUUUUCCUUUUUCUCCGACCCGUUGCCCCUCACUCCUCCCAGAAACGGAAAAUGGCCUCCCCUUCCUACAGCUACUGCAACGACAGACAAUCCGCCCCGGAAGGCGAGGCGCUAACUCAACAGUACUUCCGGGGCAAGUGAGCGCCCACAAGGCCAAGUGCCUGCGCGUUCUUUCCCGCGGAAGUAGUUGACAUUUACAAGGAGCAGCGCCCCCAAACGUCUUUAGCUGUUUUUUUAAGGGGAGAACAGCCUUUACCCUCUUUGGACUUUUUCUUCGUUUUUUUUUUUUUUGGAGACGGAGUUUCGUUCUUUCGCCCAGGCUGGCGUACAGUGGCGCGAUCUCGGCUCACUGCAACCUCUGCUCCCCGGGUUCAAGCGAUUCUCCUGCCUCAGCCUCCCGAGUAGCUGGGAUUACAGGUGCCCGCCACCACGCCCGGCUGAUUUCCUCUUAAGACUUUCUACAGCUUCCUUAUGAAAUCUUCUGACUGGACCUUGAGCAAUAAGGUCUUUUGCUACAAUUUAGUGCUCUUUUCCUCACACUAAAUCGAAAACUCUCCCUGUUGGUCCUGAUCUGUUUCAGUCAGGCAAAUUACAUCCUGGGAAAACGUCAGAUGACAGGGGAGGCCACUCGCUUCCUGCUCAUCCAGUUUCGACACUUUCUGUGCUUUCAUUAGCUUCCAGACCUCAGCCCUGGCCCUCGCUUUACUGUACAGUCAGAACUGGUUUCUACGCCUCGCGAGGGUGGGAGGUCGUGUAUGGGAGGAGGACCGCUUCCCACCAGCCUCGUUGGGAAGCCAGGAGAAAUCUCUUCAAAUCCUGCGAUUCAGAGUCAAGUCCCAGUCGUCCUUUUUCUGGUCGGCCCAGAACUGUUUGUGCCUCCUCCCUCAUGAGGAAUGAUGUCAGUGGGGCCGCGGUCGCCGCCCACGAAGAGUGUUGUUAAAAAAGCAGACAUGAUCAACAAAAAUAUGACUCAUCAGGUCCAAGCUGAGAGAGAUGCACUGGCACUAAGCAAAAGCCCAUUCAUUGUCCAUUUGUAUUAUUCACUGCAGUCUGCAAACAAUGUCUACUUGGUAAUGGAAUAUCUUAUUGGGGGAGAUGUCAAGUCUCUCCUACAUAUAUAUGGUUAUUUUGAUGAAGAGAUGGCUGUGAAAUAUAUUUCUGAAGUAGCACUGGCUCUAGACUACCUUCACAGACAUGGAAUCAUCCACAGGGACUUGAAACCGGACAAUAUGCUUAUUUCUAAUGAGGGUCAUAUUAAACUGACGGAUUUUGGCCUUUCAAAAGUUACUUUGAAUAGAGAUAUUAAUAUGAUGGAUAUCCUUACAACACCAUCAAUGGCAAAACCUAGACAAGAUUAUUCAAGAACCCCAGGACAAGUGUUAUCGCUCAUCAGCUCGUUGGGAUUUAACACACCAAUUGCAGAAAAAAAUCAAGACCCUGCAAACAUCCUUUCAGCCUGUCUGUCUGAAACAUCACAGCUUUCUCAAGGACUCGUAUGCCCUAUGUCUGUAGAUCAAAAGGACACUACGCCUUAUUCUAGCAAAUUACUAAAAUCAUGUCUUGAAACAGUUGCCUCCAACCCAGGAAUGCCUGUGAAGUGUCUAACUUCUAAUUUACUCCAGUCUAGGAAAAGGCUGGCCACAUCCAGUGCCAGUAGUCAAUCCCACACCUUCAUAUCCAGUGUGGAAUCAGAAUGCCACAGCAGUCCCAAAUGGGAAAAAGAUUGCCAGGAAAGUGAUGAAGCAUUGGGCCCAACAAUGAUGAGUUGGAAUGCAGUUGAAAAGUUAUGCGCAAAAUCUGCAAAUGCCAUUGAGACGAAAGGUUUCAAUAAAAAGGAUCUGGAGUUAGCUCUUUCUCCCAUUCAUAACAGCAGUGCCCUUCCCACCACUGGACGCUCUUGUGUAAACCUUGCUAAAAAAUGCUUCUCUGGGGAAGUUUCUUGGGAAGCAGUAGAACUGGAUGUAAAUAAUGUAAAUAUGGACACUGAGACAAGUCAGUUAGGUUUCCAUCAGUCAAAUCAGUGGGCUGUGGAUUCUGGUGGGAUAUCUGAAGAGCACCUUGGGAAAAGAAGUUUAAAAAGAAAUUUUGAGUUGGUUGACUCCAGUCCUUGUAAAAAAAUUAUACAGAAUAAAAAAACUUGUGUAGAGUAUAAGCAUAACGAAAUGACAAAUUGUUAUACAAAUCAAAAUACAGGCUUAACAGUUGAAGUGCAGGACCUUAAGCUAUCAGUGCACAAAAGUCAACAAAAUGACUGUGCUAAUAAGGAGAACAUUGUCAAUUCUUUUACUGAUAAACAACAAACACCAGAAAAAUUACCUAUACCAAUGAUAGCAAAAAACCUUAUGUGUGAACUCGAUGAAGACUGUGAAAAGAAUAGUAAGAGGGACGACUUAAGUUCUAGUUUUCUAUGUUCUGAUGAUGAUAGAGCUUCUAAAAAUAUUUCUAUGAACUCUGAUUCAUCUUUUCCUGGAAUUUCUAUAAUGGAAAGUCCAUUAGAAAGUCAGCCCUUAAAUUCAGAUAGAAGCAUCAAAGAAUCCUCUUUUGAAGAAUCAAAUAUUGAAGAUCCACUUAUUGUAACACCAGAUUGCCAAGAAAAGACCUCACCAAAAGGUGUCGAGAACCCUGCUGUACAAGAGAGUAACCAAAAAAUGUUAGGUCCUCCUUUGGAGGUGCUGAAAACGUUAGCCUCUAAAAGAAAUGCUGUUGCUUUUCGAAGUUUUAACAGUCAUAUUAAUGCAUCCAAUAACUCAGAACCAUCCAGAAUGAACAUGACUUCUUUAGAUGCAAUGGAUAUUUCGUGUGCCUACAGUGGUUCAUAUCCCAUGGCUAUAACCCCUACUCAAAAAAGAAGAUCCUGUAUGCCACAUCAGACCCCAAAUCAGAUCAAGUCGGGAACUCCAUACCGAACUCCGAAGAGUGUGAGAAGAGGGGCGGCCCCCGUUGAUGAUGGGCGAAUUCUAGGAACCCCAGACUACCUUGCACCUGAGCUGUUACUAGGCAGGGCCCAUGGUCCUGCGGUAGACUGGUGGGCACUUGGAGUUUGCUUGUUUGAAUUUCUAACAGGAAUUCCCCCUUUCAAUGAUGAAACACCACAACAAGUAUUCCAGAAUAUUCUGAAAAGAGAUGGUGAAUAUUUAUAAAAAUAGCAAGUUCUGGCUGGGCGUGGUGGCUCACGCCUGUAAUCCCAGCACUUUGGGAGGCUGAGGUGGGCUGAUCACAAGGUCAGGAGUUCAAGACCAGCCUGUCCGAUAUGGCGAAAGCCCAUCUCUACUAAAAAAUACAAAAAUUGGCCGGGUGUGGUGGCUCAGGCCUGUAAUCCAAGCACUCUGGUAGGCCGAGGCAGGCGGAUCACGAGAUCAGGAGAUCGAGACCAUCCUGGCUUAACAUGGUGAAACUCUGUCCCUACUAAAAAUACAAAAAAGUAGCCAGGCAUAGUGGCGGGCGCCUGUAGUCCCAGCUACUUGGGAGGCUGAGGCAGGAGAAUGGCAUGAACCUGGGAGGCAGAGCUUGCAAUUAGCCAAGAUUGUGCCACUGCAAUCUAGCCUGGGCAACAGAGCGAGACUCCCUCUC